UUCUUUCUGCAGGCGAAAGCGUUCCAGUGACCAAAACCAGUCUGCCCAGUUCGGGCGACGAGGCUGCAAGGAGAUACAGCAUGGAGGAACACAAGAGACACACACUGUUCUGUGGAACCCACGUCAUCCAGACCCGCUUCUACACCGGCGAGCUGGUGAAGGCCGUGGUGAUCCGAACAGGCUUCAGUACAGAGAAGGGCCAGCUGGUGCGCUCCAUCCUCUACCCUAAGCCCACAGACUUCAGGCUGUACCGGGACGCCUACCUCUUCCUGCUGUGUCUGGUUGGUGUGGCGGGCAUCGGCUUCAUCUACACCAUCAUCCUCAGCAUCAUGAACAAGGUUUCAGCUAAAACCAUCAUCAUCGAGUCUCUGGACAUCAUCACCAUCACCGUUCCGCCAGCCUUACCGGCGGCCAUGACAGCCGGCAUCGUGUACGCACAGCAGCGUCUGAAGCGCGUCGGCAUCUUUUGCAUCAGUCCUCAGAGGAUCAACAUGUGCGGCCAGCUUAACCUGGUCUGCUUUGACAAGACUGGCACCCUCACUGAGGACGGUUUGGACCUGUGGGGCAUCCAUAGAGCAGAACAUGGCAGCUUUGUUGCUCCGGAGCCGGGCCCAGUCGAGGAGCGCUUGGUGAAGAGCACCUUCAUGGCCUGCAUGGCAACGUGUCACUCUCUCACCAAAAUAGAGGGAGAGCUCUCCGGAGACCCUUUAGAUCUGAAGAUGUUUGCCGCCACAUGCUGGGUCUUAGAGGAACCGACAGAAGAAGAAACUGCACUUCACAAUCCGCUGAUGCCCACUGUGGUUCGACCUCCAAGGCGAGCCGUCACUGGAGACGGUCAGAGCCAAUCGCAGGUCCAGAACACGUCCUGUGAGAUGGGCAUAGUGCGACAGUUGCCCUUCUCCUCGGUGCUGCAGAGGAUGAGCGUGGUGGUCAGAAGGCUGGGGGACAAACACAUGGAAGCCUUCCUGAAGGGGGCACCGGAGGUCGUGGCUGGCCUUUGCAAACCAAACUCAGUCCCACAGAGUUUCACUGAGACUCUGGAGAGCUACACCAGGCAGGGCUUCAGGGUGAUCGCAUUGGCACACCGACAGCUGGAGUCCAAACUGUCCUGGCACAAAGUCCAGACGCUCAGCAGGGAUCUGAUAGAGACCGACAUGGAGUUCCUCGGGUUGAUCGUCAUGCAGAACAAAAUCAAACAGGAGACGGCCGGCGUUCUGACUGAGCUCCGGAGGGCUAACAUCCGCACUCUGAUGGUCACAGGGGACAACAUCCUGACAGCUAUCUCUGUGGCUCGAGACUGCGGCAUGAUCCGUUCACACGAGAACGUCAUCGUCGCUGAUGCUGCGCCCCCCAGAGACUCCUGUCCCCCCUGCAUCACGUGGCGUUAUGUGGAGAACCUCGCUCAGACUGCCAGGGACGAUCAGGGUGCACAGAUCCUCGUGGAGGAUGAGAUGUAUCACUUUGCUCUGAACGGUAGAGCCUUUGCUGUUAUCACAGAACACUUUCCUCAGCUAAUACAGAAGCUCGCUCUAAGAGCCACCGUGUUCGCCCGCAUGGCGCCAGACCAGAAGACCCAGCUGGUGGAGAUCCUGCAGGGCAUUGACUACAUUGUUGGAAUGUGUGGCGACGGCGCCAAUGACUGUGGGGCCCUGAAAAGAGCACACAGUGGGAUUUCUCUGUCUGAGCUGGAGGCGUCGGUCGCCUCUCCCUUCACUUCCUCCACCUCCAACAUCUCCUGUGUCCCCAACCUCAUCAGGGAGGGACGAGCCGCCCUCAUCACGUCGUUCUGCGUCUUUAAGUUCAUGGCUCUCUACAGCAUCAUCCAGUACAUCAGUGUCAUUUUGCUUUACUGGAUCCUCAGCAACUUGGGAGACUUCCAGUUUCUCUUCAUUGACCUCGUCAUCAUUCUCAUCAUCGCCUUCACAAUGAGUCUGAACCCAGCGUGGAAGGAUCUGGUGAGGCAGCGUCCUCCGUCCAGUCUGAUCUCGGGCCCGCUGCUCUGCUCGGUUCUGACCCAGAUCCUCACUUGCCUGGCCUUCCAGGUCUUGACUUUCUACUUGGUGCAACAGCAGAGCUGGUACGAGACAUGGACGCCUCAGUCAGACGUCUGUAACGUCUCCCGAGCCAGCAGCUUCUCCGACCGCCACAACGGAACAACCUCUCACGACCACAAAAACAUCCGCAACUACGAGAACACGUCCCUCUUCUACGUGUCGUCCUUCCAGUAUUUAGCCGUGGCUAUAGUUUUCGCCAAAGGGAAGCCCUUCAGGCAGCCGAGUUACAAGAACUGGCCGUUCAUGCUGUCCUGUGUCAGUCUCUACUCUUUUCUCCUCUUCAUCAUACUGUUCCCCAUCUCUGCUAUCGAUAACUUUCUAGAGAUCGUGUGUGUUCCACAUGACUGGCGUGUUACUCUGGUCAUCAUUAUUGCAGUGAAUGCCAUCGUGUCUUUCAUGUUGGAGAUUUUGAUCGUUGACAUCAUCUUGUGGAGGCUUGUUUUCAGAGGAAGUCAGGGGGCCAAUGGCCCCAGAGAGUCCUCCUCUGGCGACACACCACAGGUUGCUAAUGACAGCUGGGGCGCGUUGUUCCUGUCCCGGUUGUUCUGUCAGAGGAACAAGCCGCCGAAGGUUCUGUACAGGCACCUGGCCCUGGAGCUGCAGGAGGACGCUGACUGGCCCCCCAAACCCUCUACUGUCACGUACGCCGCUGAAGCACAGCCCCACAUCUCUGCGACUCUCUGAUCCCUGCAGGGGGCGGAGCCUGACAUGUCCUACUGAUACAGACUAACACACACACACACGGUCUCCUACUUGAUGUCCUUCAUUCUUACCCACCAUAUCAAAGUGAACUAAACUCUGAAUCCUGGGUUGAGCCAGAGGUCUUUCCAUUUUUGGAGCCUUGUAUGCUAAUGCUAAUGCUAUGGAGCAACUGUCAUGAAUCAUACUUGAACGUUCUAAUGAGUGCAGAAAUGACGAGCAUAUCGUUUGCCCUCAUACAGAUUUCAUCUCUUUUGUUGUCACAGUUACAUGUUUCAGAUCACCAAAC
Molecule: messenger RNA, 3042 nt
Organism: Poecilia latipinna (sailfin molly)
Lineage: Eukaryota; Metazoa; Chordata; Actinopteri; Cyprinodontiformes; Poeciliidae
Product: probable cation-transporting ATPase 13A3
Exons: 22
Coding region: 81-2738 (885 amino acids)
Biological process (GO): intracellular calcium ion homeostasis; polyamine transmembrane transport
Cellular component (GO): late endosome membrane
Molecular function (GO): ATPase-coupled monoatomic cation transmembrane transporter activity; polyamine transmembrane transporter activity; P-type transmembrane transporter activity
Source: RefSeq, a predicted model, not a curated record